Molecule: messenger RNA, 3758 nt
Organism: Danio aesculapii
Lineage: Eukaryota; Metazoa; Chordata; Actinopteri; Cypriniformes; Danionidae
Gene: ccdc85b
Product: coiled-coil domain containing 85B
Exons: 3
Coding region: 882-1484 (200 amino acids)
Biological process (GO): negative regulation of DNA-templated transcription
Cellular component (GO): nucleus
Source: RefSeq, a predicted model, not a curated record
UCCCAUACUGGGAACACCUCAUUCAGAGACAUUUCAGCAUAAAUCUGUAUUAAUAGUCUCUGGUAUGUAUCUUUAGAGCUUUAAACAUUAGAAACAGUUGUGCCAGGGGAAGCCAGGAUACAGUACAGAUUUUUACGGUAAAGCAGGGAGGGGAGGGAGGUGAAGAAGAGAGGGGGAGGAGAGCAUGAGAUGGGGAAGACAUCACUGCCUCCCAAACCACCACCAUCGCCAAAGGAAACACUGUAAUCUCAAGGAACAUCUCAGCGAAUUCCUCAGGAAUCACCAAGACGUGAACCCGCCGGCUGCCAUUAUACACCUCGCGUCGUGGAUGCGGAUUAUCCGACGUCGUUCUUCUGUAAAAAAAAACAAACGACCAAUCGCAUGCAGCACUAGACAACCAGCCUGUCGUACAUUUUGACUCUUCUUUAUUUAUUUUUCCUAUUUACAACGCGGAACGCCAGCGACUGGAUGUUUUGCUUAUUUGGACAGUAAGUAAGAGGAUCGCGGUUGUUCGCUGGAAUGACUGAAAGCUUAUGGGCGGAGAGAGGCGGAUGCGCACGGACAUUGUGAUCCUAGAUAAUACAGAAGAGAAAAGAUGCUCCACGGGGAUUAUUUUAAACCUCUGUGUUGACCUAAACAUCCCACUCCGAGACGAAGAAACAAACGUGAUUGUUUGUCGGUGCUUCCCAGAAGUCAACUAUUGAGAAAUGAUCGCUGCUAAUUGCGAUUUAAAACGCCGAGGAGAGAGGAUAUAAAUAGCGGACUGAAGAGGAAAUGGAGGGUUUUCUUCGUGCCUGGAUGAGGAAUGUUGAGCCCCAUUUACAGUGACAGACAUCUCAUGUGCCUCGUAAGCAGUGCUGGAUCAAUUGACGGUUUACAAUAUGGGGAGCGACAGUGAAAUACUGAACCGGGAGCUGUCCAAGUUGUCCGAUGAAGACUUGCUGGCUUGUACUAAGGAAGAGCUGGUGAAUCGACUCCGCAAGGAAGAAUCUGAUAAGAUGUCCGCUCUCAUACAGCGUGGUCGAUUAAUCAAGGAGGUCAAUAAACAACUGCAGGGACAUCUGCUUGAAAUCAGGGAACUCAAAGUCAUCAACCAGCGGCUGCAAGAGGAGAACCAGGAACUUCGGGAUUUAUGCUGCUUUCUGGACGACGAUCGUCUGAAAGUGAAGAAACUGGCACGUGAGUGGCAGCUGUUCGGCCACCAUGCUGCCAAAGUGAUGCGCGAGGACCUCGGCGGAUACCUCAAGAAGCUCGCCGACCUGGAGAGAAUGCAGGACGGUCUGGUGAAGGAGAAUCUGGAUCUGAAGGAACUUUGUUUGGUGCUUGAGGAAGAGUGCGUGAGCAGAAGCGAUUCCAGCCCAGGUGGAUCCACAGAUCUCAAUAUACCGUGUAUGGUGGCCCGGGACGUGGGCGAUGGGAGCUCCAGCACUGGGAGCGUUGGCAGUCCUGACCAGCUGCACUUGGUGUGUUCACCAGAUGACUAAGGGAGAGGAGCAGAGCCAUAUUACUUUACCCUUCACUCUUGAUGCUGAGACGGACUUUUUAUGUCUGCAAACAAAAGUAGUUUACAUUUUCUGACAAUGACAUCUCAGCUAUUUCGAUAGAAAUAGACCAGGACUUAUAAAGUAGGCUAGUUUACUCGUGGCCCUUUUGAUGCCAUAAGUACUGUUUCUCUAUAUUUCCUUGAUUAACAUUUUAUAGUUGGCAGACCUAUAAAACUUGAGUGAAUUCAUUGGGUGCCAGGCAAAAUAUAACUAUUUUUAAGCUUUAAAGUGACAGCCUUUCCUUUUAAAAUCACUCCUCUUGCUGGAAAGUCCAGUUUAAAGGGAUAGUUCAGACACAAUUGAAAUUUCUGGCAUUAUUUUAAAAACUGCAUGAGUUUAUUUCUUCCGUGGAAUACAAAAGAAGAUAUUUUGAGGCACUGUUUUGUCCAUAAAAUGAAAGUUAGAGGUUUUCAAAACAUAACUAGACUAGUAUUGUGCAAACAAGGGAUAUGGAAGUGGAUAAACAGCUAAUAAGUAAUUAUAAAAAUAACUGUAUGAAACAAUCAAGCAAUCUAAACUAAUUAAAACUAAAUAAGACACUGGAAAAUUUUUUGUUUACUAUACACAAGACGUGAGGGAAAAAAGCACAUAUUGGCCACAAAUAACUAAAUUAUUCCCACAUUUAUUAAUCCUUCAGCAUGUUUUAUUAAUUAAUUCCUUCAUUUUAAGUAAAUACAAUAUAAAAAUUUCUUCCCUUGUUUUAAUAAAUCAUGGUCAUGCGAUAAUUGCUUUCCCUUGUUGUAAAAUAUCAAAAUGAAUGGUCAUGGUUUACUGUAACGUGGGACCGAUGUAAAUUGUGGGAAUGAAUUCUUAAUUUGUGGACACCAAAAAUGAGAGAAUAACUCUUUCACUUGUUGAAACUAAUUCUUAAUUUAUAUUUUUCUUGCAUGUCAUGUGACCAUUAACCAUUAUCAGAGAGCCAUGAAUGAAAUGUGAAUGUGCUGUCAAAUUGCUGAAUUAUCAAAACUUCAGGGGGUGAAUAUUUUUGCUGAAUUUGCUGUUUGGCUGAAUGUGAACGAAUCAUUUUCGGGUGAACUCUCCCUUUAAGCUGGUAGCUGUGUUUUUGGAACAAGGUGUCUGGUUUCUAGCAGGUUGAGCUGUAGUCGAAAACCAUCUGGACCACCUAAAGGUGACACAGCAAUGCUGGUGUAAGAUAACCAUAGCAGAAACCAUCCACCAUGUUCCCAAAAGCUUCAGAAUUUCCAGCAAGCCCAUGCAUCGUAUUAGUAGCAUUAUUUGAAUGUAUGUUUUUCCAAGCAUUGCUGGAAUGUUUCCUCUCAUCUCUUAUACAGGGGUUGUAGAUAGGGACGAAUAUAGGUUUAGUUUUGGGGUCGACAUUUUGAACAACGUUGGGAGAAACCAACCAUACUGCUAACUUUUACCAGGUUUUACUGUGCACUGAUCUGCUCACGGGCUGAUGUUUCUCCUACAUGCACUACGACAGGGCUGUAACGACUCUCGAAUCUUUAGAGAUUCACAUUUUUACUGAUUAGAGCCAUAUAAUAUGUAGUGAUCCCUUUGAGAUCAUUUACAAAAAAAGCACUGAAACAUUUUAAACAAUGGAGAGGAAACGGUGGUAUCAACGGAUUGUGCAAAGCCUCCAUUGUAAGCAGAUCAGAUUUUUUGUUUUGACGUAAUAUGGCUGGAUCGCGGAGGCCCAAUAAUUGAUUCACUGGAAAUGCACAUGUUAUUAGACCAUUUUUCUACAGUAUGAGAUUGUUUUUUCUUGUUUAUUUUGAACUGGACGGUAUAAUUCACUAGAUGUAGUGACGUGUGCUCCACUAAACUAUGUUGCUAUGAUUCCAGAUGAUCUUUCUUUCGCAUUAACCCCACUUUAACUACACAGCUGUACUGUACAAAGCUUUUUGUGUUCAGUUGUUGUUUUGGCAAGACUUUAAUUAACACAUGCAUAAUUGACACUCAUGUUUGGAGGGGAAAACAUUGUAGUUUUCAAAAUGAUUGUGCUAGAUAUUGUUAUUAUUAUUAUUAUUAUUAUCAUUAUAGUCAUUUCCGCUGUAUUUGCUGCAUAUGAGACCCUCCUACAUAAGAUUGUUCUGUUGUACAUGUUUUAAAUCUGAUUAUAUUUAUAAUCAGUAUUAUUUCUGCAGUUUUAUAGCUAUAAGACCCAGUUCUCUGAUUGAUUAGCAUUUGCUUUGCUUCAGGCUAUGCUCAUGGUGAGUGAGAUAGCUUUAAAUACACUUGACUGACACACCA